AUGUCAAAUAUAGAUUUUCUGAAUAAACAGCUGGCUCCACAGAAACUGUUUGCAGGUUUGCUGGUGGGGGUGAUCCUGCGGUACGGCAUCCCGGCCACCAGCUACCACAACAAGACCCCCCCCAGCUGCUCACUGAAGGAGGGGCCGGUCAGCACCGUCCUGCUGAACAUCAGCGGGAAGUUCUUUGAGUACACGCUGAAGGGAGAGAUCAACUCCAGAGAGAUCCACAACGUGGAGCAGAACGACAUGCUGCGCAAAGUGACAUUCGACCCUGAAGUGUUCUUCAACAUUUUGCUGCCUCCCAUUAUAUUCCACGCUGGAUACAGUCUGAAGAAG
Molecule: messenger RNA, 336 nt
Organism: Notothenia coriiceps (black rockcod)
Lineage: Eukaryota; Metazoa; Chordata; Actinopteri; Perciformes; Nototheniidae
Product: sodium/hydrogen exchanger 7-like
Exons: 3
Source: RefSeq, a predicted model, not a curated record